Molecule: messenger RNA, 1665 nt
Organism: Arabis nemorensis
Lineage: Eukaryota; Viridiplantae; Streptophyta; Magnoliopsida; Brassicales; Brassicaceae
Source: the annotation of a GenBank genome assembly
AUGUUCCCUUUACCAUUUACUGGACACUUGAACCCUAUGAUCGAGCUCGCCGGAAUAUUCCACCACCUUGGCUUCUCAGUCACGAUCCUCCACACUUCUUUCAACUCUCCGGAUCCUUCUCGCCACCCACGCUUCACUUUCCGAACCAUCCAUCACAACAAAGAAGGAGAAGAAGACCAAGACCCUCUCUCUCAAGCAGAGGUUUCAGCUAUGGACCUCUUCGCUUUCAUUCGUGUGCUGAAACAAAGUUACAAGGAACCGUUUCGUCAGUCUCUUGCGGCGGAAGUAAGCGAAGGAGAGACGGUGUGUUGUUUGGUCUCCGACGCUAUUUGGGGGAGGAACAUGGAAGUUGCGGCGGAACAGGUUGGAAUUCAAAGGUUGGUGUUGAGGACUACUAGUGCGGCGUCGGUUUGUGCUUUUGCUGCUUUCCCUCUACUUCGAGAGAAGGGUUACCUUCCUAUACAAGAUUCAAGAUUAGAUGAUCCAGUGAUAGAGCUUCCACCUUUGAAAGUCAAGGAUCUUCCGGUAAUAGUAACGAAGGACCCGGAGGAACUAUACCGAAUAAUGAAAGACAUGGUGGAAGGAGCUAAGUCUUCUUCAGGAGUCAUAUGGAACACAUUCGAAGAUCUUGAAAGACUCCAACUCAUGGACUUGAGCCGCAACUUCCAAGUUCCCUUCUUCCCGAUCGGACCAUUUCACAAACAUAGCGAGGACCUUCCAUCGACAAAAAAUAACAAAGAAGAUAACGCAAUAACCGAUUGGCUCGACAAGCAAGACCCAAAGUCAGUGGUCUAUGCGAGUUUUGGUAGUAUUGCAGCUAUAGAAGAGAAGGAGUUUCUCGAGAUUGCUUGGGGUCUAAGAAACAGCGAACAACCGUUCUUGUGGGUGGUUAGGCCGGGGUUGGUCCGGGGGGUCGAGUGGCUCGAGUCAUUGCCUUGUGAUUUUAUGGAAAACAUUGGACAUAAGGGGAAAAUUGUGAAAUGGGCGAAUCAAUUAGAGGUAUUGGCCCAUCCCUCGGUUGGAGCGUUUUGGACGCAUUGUGGAUGGAAUUCGACACUGGAGAGCAUAUGUGAAGGUGUUCCAACGAUAUGUACACCAUUUCAAACGGACCAGCGUGUGAACGCGAGGUACAUUGUCGACGUAUGGCGAGUCGGGAUAAUGUUGGAACGAAGUAAGAUGGAUAAGAGUGAGAUUGAGCAGGUAGUAAAAAGUGCAAUGAUAGAUAAAAAAGAUGGUAUGAGAGAGAGGUGCAUGGCCUUGAAAGAGAAGGCUGAUAUUUGCUUAGUUGGGGAAGUGAAAGCUGAUCUUAGACCGUCGAAGUGGGCCGAGCAAUAUAUUAAGUUCUUCUAUCUAAACGGGCUUAACUCAUCCAAAUGGAGUCAAGUCCCUUCUCUUCGAGAUCCGGUUCGAAUCCGUCGAUCUAGAUUCCCUUUGGCUUUUGACUUCGAUCCUGUUCGAGACCGUCGAUCUUCUCCUUCUCUUGAUUGGGAUUUUGUGUUGACUGUGAAAUCUCAGAUUAGGACUCAUGCUAUAAGGAAAGCUCAUGAGAAUAUUGAUAAGACUCUUAAAUCUGCUGAGGUUAUUUUGUCUCAAUUUGAUCUCCUUCGUCAGGCAGAGACUAAAGUAGCAGUAACAAAAGCUUUAAGAGUAGUGAUGGAGCAUUAA